This is a messenger RNA of Diprion similis, 3657 nucleotides long. It is a transcript of the gene NELF-B, whose product is annotated as negative elongation factor B. The record is from RefSeq and is a predicted model, not a curated record. The transcript is spliced from 8 exons. Gene Ontology annotation, cellular component: nucleus; NELF complex. The coding region runs from base 493 to 2142 and encodes 549 amino acids. Gene Ontology annotation, biological process: negative regulation of transcription elongation by RNA polymerase II. Lineage: Eukaryota; Metazoa; Arthropoda; Insecta; Hymenoptera; Diprionidae.
GCUGUAACAUAUUAUGUAUAUAAAACUGGGAUACUUUUGUAAUAAUACAGGAUAAUACCGAUUUUUAAUUUCGGUGUUGAUGCGAAUUUUAUUCAAUAGGGAGACGGCACAACAAUCUUGCAAAGAAGACCGACUUGUCAUUUAUAAUUUUACGGUUGUAAACAAUUGUUGUUGCCCUGCCAGCCGCCAAGUUCAACCGUCAAACGUGGUUCAACGCUUAGCUUUCAACAGCUCUGUAUUUAGGUUACGAUAGGUUAGGUUAAAUCAGCUUGAAUACAGAAUCGCUGCCCCUUGAUGGAAACACCGUAUAUUUGUGGACUUUGAAAAUGAGUGGCACCAAAAGUACAGAGGGUACGGGAUUAGAGGAUCUUGGAGUUCCAGGCCAAGUGUUUCUCAGAGAUGCUCUGACCAGCUGCACCGACCCCUUGAAAGCCAUCGAAGAGUUCCAGAUUCCAGCUAGAAAAUGGUAUUCUACUACCUUCGCUACGUCCGAUGUUACCGCUAUUGGACCUCCACGGCGUCAGGAGGCUAGACUUUCACGCCUCGGUAUUAGAGGAGCUUAGAGAAAAACUUGUGAAGCGGAUAGCUGAGAUUGGGGCUGAGCGAGGGGAAAAAGGGGGAAGCGACCGCAGACUGAAAGAUCUUUUGGCCAAAAGCUUUCCCGCCGUUAGAGUCGCUGCGCUCAGGCCAGUUGUUAUGUGUAUUUUAAGAAAUACCCCUCACAUCGAUGAUAAAUACCUGCGUGUACUGGUCAGGGAAAAGGAACUUUACAAUGACGCUGACACGGAGGUGAAACGACAGAUCUGGAAGGAUAACCAGAGUCUUUUCGGAGACGAAGUUUCACCUCUCUUUAGUCGCUACAUCAUUGAGAAAGAACAAGUUUUGUUCGAUCAUCGAAACCUGAAUGCCUUAUUUUUUUCACCAUCACCUAAGGUAAGGAGACAAGGAGAAGUGGUACAGAAGCUGGCACACAUGAUAGGUCACAGCGUGAAACUUUACGACAUGGUACUCCAGUUUCUGAGGACUCUUUUUUUACGAACUAAGAAUAUCCACUACUGUACUCUUCGAGCUGAGCUGUUGAUGGCGCUGCAUGAUCUAGAGGUUCAAGAUAUCAUAUCUGUAGAUCCAUGCCAUAAGUUCACUUGGUGCUUGGAUGCUUGCAUCAGAGAGAAAAACGUGGAUGUGAAAAGGUCUCGAGAACUACAAGGAUUUCUUGAUAGUAUCAAGAGAGGCCAGGAGCAAGUGCUUGGGGAUCUCAGUAUGACACUCUGUGACCCAUACGCUGUGAAUUUUUUAGCUAGUAGCGCAAUAAAAAUAGCUCUUCAUCUAAUCAAUGGGGAAGCUCUACCACGGGAUAACGCUGUCCUUGUUCUACUUCUGAGAAUGCUUGCCCUGGGCUUGUCAGCCUGGCAAAUGAUUGAUUCCCAAGAUUUUAAGGAGCCGAAACUUGACAGUCAAGUUGUGACCAAGUUUCUGCCAGCGCUUAUGUCUCUCAUGGUAGAUGAUCAGAUAAGACAAUUGAAUGGUAAGCUCCCACCAGACGAAAGGGAAAGUGCUAUCGCCAUUAUUGAGCACUCCGGACCACCUCCAGACGCGUGUCAAGCUUACGCUCAACUUUCUGGAGUUGCAGCUGUUUUAUCCAUGUAUCACGCGUUACAUGUUGGCGGAGGUGGAAGUGGAAGUGGGGGGAGAGCUCGGGGUGAUGCGAGAGGCUUAAUGAGGGUUUUGGCAACGCUACCAAAUUGCCAGGCGCAUCGUGCUUUUGAGGAUCCAUUUUUACACACGCUGGUAUCUCUGCUGAUCUUAAAUAUGGCUGAUGAGUUUUCCGGUGAAUCAUUUUGCACCGUCAUAUUCGACGAAUUCUUCCUGGCAGGAUUAGCCAGGGAUAAUGUUACGCGACACCUCUUGAAGCUUUUAUGGUACAUUCAUCCAAAACUUCCUCCGACGCGAUUACAUUCCCUGAUGAAAGCCCUGCAGCCCAAUAGUCAGCACAAUGAAGCCGUGCAUAGUCUAUAUCAAUCUCUCAGAGAAAAAAUUGGCAACCAAUCAACUGAAGAUCUUUUGAUAUCGUCAACUUCUAUGGAUACACUUGAAUGCCCUGAUUCACCGCUAGAUGUUGUCCCUACACCUGGGCCUCGUUAACUAUUUUACGUCAGCAAUACGAUUUUCCAGGGUAUGUGUGUGUGUAACUAGAACCUUAUUAUUAUACAUAAAUUAGAAUGUAUCGUAAUUCAAUAUCAGAAUAGAGUGUAUCAAGGAGAACUCAAACAGUUAUGAAUUGAAGGUAAGUUUUUGAAAAUCUUUAUAAUAGUCGUUGAAUUGAGAAAAUUGACGAAUUAAAUAGACUAUGUCGCCACCAAUGAAAAACUGCCUCCAGAUUUAAAGUGAUUUUCAAUGUAAGGUAAGCAUUUUUUACUUCCAAUGAUGUCCUUUAAGGAUGUCACUAUUGCGGAAACAACACUUGUCGCAUGUACAAGUACAUCGUAGAUGGUAUUUUUUUAAUGGUACUGUGUGACUCCCAAUGUGGUAACGUCACCUAGUGUAUCUGUACAAUUUAAUGCGAAAAUGAAACAGUUUCGGGUAUCAGCCCUUGUCUUCCAACACGGAAUUCCCCUUUUCUCCAACUGAAAAUUGAAUGUGAUAACAAAUGUAUCAUCAUAUGUAAAAAAUAACGUGGGUCAGCAAAUAAUUAGAAAACAAUUUUAUUUCACAAUUUUCAUUAUAUGCAUCAAGUUGUGAUGAGAAUAGUUAUCACCUACAUUUCGCACCUUACACUUAUAUUCGAUGAAUAUAACAUAAGAGGAAAAAGUUGAAUAUUCACAAAAAUAUUUGGUUCAUUCAAAAAUUCGGCUACCCCAUGUCUUAUAUUUCAACAUCAUUACUAUGGAAUAAAAAAAUAAAGGUUACAAGCUCAUUUCAAUCUAUAUCAAUUGUCUAUUCGGUUAAAUCAUAGCUGUCACAAUGGUUCUUGGAUAAUCCGCAAUUAUCAAUAUCGUUCUGAAAACACCGAGCUCAACUCUUGAUAUGCUAAAAUUAUAAGCAGCAAACCCAAUUUUAUCUGGUGCAAACUUAUUUUCGAUAUAAUGUUACUUUUUGCGACCAAGCCUGCGACUAAACCGAAUAAAAUUAUUGUACAUAUUUCUUAUUCCAAUUAUGGUUCCUGGGGUUUUUGCAUCCCCUGACUGUAUUAAAGUGAUUAUUGUUCACACGUCAUUGCUUUGAAAAUCAUGAGAUGCUUGUUUGAUUACUAUUAACAUUUCAAACUUUGCUAAAUCGCGGCUGCUAUACAGUACAUUAAAAGCAUUACUUAUAUCGCAACCAAAUUAAGAGUGUUUAGCCUCUACGUAUCAGUUGUCAUGUACGUAUAAUCAUAAUUAGGAUGCAAAUAUUUUCUGCUGACGGCAGAUUACUUGUAAAUAAAACAUCAAAGGGAAAAUGGAAAUGUAUGUCUCUCUAAAUGCCUAAAACAUGUCUAGAUAUGCUUAUAUUCACUACAACGAAUUCGCCGUUUGGCAAAGUUUCAGAUCCUAGAUAAGUAGUAAGGAAAAAUUGUAAAACUAAUUUUAUGCAGUUUCCACUAUUAACAGACACUGCCAUGCAACUCGUAGUAAAUAAUAACCAAAACUCUAUCGUCUAUGCGACGGAACACGUGCGUGC